Molecule: messenger RNA, 2946 nt
Organism: Salvia hispanica
Lineage: Eukaryota; Viridiplantae; Streptophyta; Magnoliopsida; Lamiales; Lamiaceae
Product: alpha,alpha-trehalose-phosphate synthase [UDP-forming] 1-like
Biological process (GO): trehalose biosynthetic process
Cellular component (GO): cytosol
Molecular function (GO): alpha,alpha-trehalose-phosphate synthase (UDP-forming) activity; trehalose-phosphatase activity
Source: RefSeq, a predicted model, not a curated record
UCUAUAGACACACACUGACACGCACAAAGACAUAGAUACGGCAUUUACAUAAAGCACGCCUUUUAACUCUUCGUCUCCAAGCAAUUGCAAUGCUUUAAUGGAUCCUGACGUCAACAUUUCUCUUCCCAUUUCCAGAGCAAUUGCUCUCCGGCGCAGUUGAAAUCGACAGUAUGUCCGGCAAUAAGUGUAACGGCAGCUCACAAGUUCCCACCACCCGAGUAGGAAGGCUCUUGCGAGAGAGGCUCAAAAAGAUCAACAAUGAUGGCAUUUCUGAGAUGGAUUCAUCAGAUGGCAAUGUGGAGCAGUCUUACGACACUUCUUUCGUCGACAAACCGCCUAAACAGAGGCUGCUUGUGGUUGCCAAUAGGCUUCCUGUCUCUGCAGUGAGGCACGGCGAGGAUUCGUGGUCGUUGGAGAUCAGCGCAGGCGGCCUAGUUAGCGCUCUUUUGGGGGUGAAGGAGUUCGAGGCAAGAUGGAUUGGUUGGGCCGGUGUUAAUGUGCCAGACGAGGUUGGUAAGAAGGCACUCACUGCAGCUCUUGCUCACAAGAAGUGUAUUCCUGUAUUCCUUGAUGAAGAGAUUGUCAAUCAGUAUUACAAUGGCUACUGCAACAAUAUACUGUGGCCUCUGUUCCACUAUCUCGGACUCCCACAAGAGGACCGUCUUGCAACCACGAGGAGUUUUCAGUCUCAGUUUGAAGCGUAUCAGAAGGCGAAUCAGAUGUUCGCGGAUGUUGUGAACAAUCACUAUGAGGAGGGUGAUGUUGUUUGGUGUCAUGACUACCACCUCAUGUUUCUGCCCAAAUAUCUCAAGGAAUAUAACAACAAGAUGAAAGUUGGAUGGUUUCUUCACACUCCAUUCCCAUCUUCUGAAAUCCACCGCACUUUGCCGUCCAGGUCUGAUCUGCUGCGUGCAGUUCUCAUGGCUGAUUUAGUCGGAUUCCAUACAUAUGAUUAUGCAAGACAUUUUGUGAGUGCUUGCACUCGUAUUCUCGGACUUGAAGGUACUCCUGAAGGUGUUGAGGAUCAAGGUAGACUUACUCGUGUAGCUGCGUUUCCGAUAGGGAUUGAUUCGGAAAGGUUCAUGCGGGCUCUAGAGCUUCCUAAAGUCCAGAAGCUCAUUAAAGAAUUCAAAGAGAGAUUUUCUGGAAGAAAGGUAAUGCUGGGUGUGGACCGUCUUGACAUGAUAAAAGGAAUCCCGCAAAAGAUACUAGCAUUUGAGAAAUUUCUGGAGGAAAACGAAUACUGGCAUGAUAAAGUGGUAUUGCUUCAGAUUGCUGUGCCAACAAGAACUGAUGUUCCUGAAUAUCAAAAACUUACGAGUCAAGUUCAUGAAAUUGUUGGACGAAUCAAUGGAAGAUUUGGAAGUUUGACUGCUGUUCCUAUUCAUCAUCUGGAUCGUUCUCUCGACUUUCAUGCACUGUGUGCAUUGUAUGCUAUCACCGACGUAGCACUUGUCACUUCUUUGCGCGAUGGAAUGAAUCUCGUCAGCUAUGAGUUUGUGGCAUGUCAAGAUUCAAAGAGGGGCGUCCUCAUCCUCAGCGAAUUUGCUGGAGCAGCACAGUCUCUUGGUGCUGGCGCAAUUCUUGUGAAUCCGUGGAACAUUACGGAAGUCGCUGCAGCGAUAGGACAGGCUUUGGAUAUGCCUGCUGAAGAACGAGAGAAACGCCAUAGGCAUAACUUUGAGCAUGUCACGACUCAUACUGCUCAGCAGUGGGCUGAAUUCUUUGUAAGUGAACUCAAUGAUACUGUUAUUGAAGCACAGCAGAGAAUAAGAAAAGUUCCUCCCCCUCUUGCAUGUAGCGAUGCGAUCGACCGUUACUUGCAGUCUAAUAAUCGAUUACUCAUACUGGGUUUCAAUGCUACGCUUACCGAGCUAGUCGACACACCUGGGAGAAGGGGAGAUCAGAUCAAAGAAAUGGAACUAAAGCUGCAUCCUGACUUGAAGGAGCCUCUGAAUAGGCUUUGCGAGGACGAUAAAACUAUAAUCGUGGUGCUUAGUGGAAGUGACAGAUCCGUCCUGGAAGACAACUUCUGUGAAUUCAAGAAUAUGUGGUUGGCAGCUGAAAAUGGGAUGUUCCUACGAUCACCGGCGGGAAACUGGAUGACGACGAUGCCAGAGCACUUGAAUAUGGAUUGGGUUGACAGUGUCAAGCAUGUGCUUGAGUACUUUACGGAAAGAACACCGAGAUCACAUUUUGAACGUCGGGAGACUUCGCUUGUGUGGAACUACAAGUAUUCAGAUUCUGAAUUCGGAAGACUGCAAGCUAGGGACAUGCUGCAGCACCUGUGGACGGGUCCAAUAUCCAACUCGUCAGUGGACGUUGUCCAAGGCAGCCGCUCGGUGGAGGUGCGAGCAGUUGGUGUGACAAAGGGAGCAGCCAUUGACCGUAUACUGGGAGAGAUUGUUCACAGCAAAGCCAUCUCCACUCCAAUAGACUUCGUCAUGUGCGUCGGCCAUUUCUUCGGAAAGGACGAAGAUGUGUACACAUUUUUCGAGCCAGAACUUCCACCUGACAACUUGGGACUAUCAAAAUGCAAGGUGAGCGAGGUAGCCAAGAGGCAACCUCCGAGCACCAACAGCAUCUCCAUGGCUCAUAGUAAGAGUAGCUCCAACGGCGACAAGAGAUCCGCGAGCAGCAGACGCCCGUCGCCAGAAAAUACUUGCUUGAAUGUGCUUGACCUCAAAAAGGACAACUACUUCUCGGUAGCUGUGGGGCGGCCACGCACCAACGCUCGCUAUCUUCUCAACACCUCUGACGACGUCGUAUCAUUCCUUAAGGGUUUGGCGGAUGCAACCAAAGUGUAGGCUAGUUGAUACGGGUAUCGAUACAAACGCACACACGGGAGCCAAAGAUGUACGGAACCAAGUUACUGGAGGAUUACAUGUAGUGUGCAUAACUCUUCUUUAAUUUCCUUAUCACAGUGUUAUAUUUUUCAUUUUUCUA